This is a messenger RNA of Rotaria socialis, 1083 nucleotides long. The record is from the annotation of a GenBank genome assembly. NCBI's taxonomy places the organism in Eukaryota, Metazoa, Rotifera, Eurotatoria, Philodinida, Philodinidae.
AUGGCCUGGCGUUAUUAUUCUGUUUGCAAUAAUCCUUGUCGAACUGGUGGCCAUGUUCAAACAUGUUGUCGUGUUCAUGGAUUCGGUGAUGGCUAUUGUAGACGGGGUGCGUUGAAAGCUAUUCAUGAGCAACCUUCGGUUCGUCUUAUGAAUGCUGUUCAUGGAGAAGUACUUAUGCCUGUGAUAGGAUUAGGUACAGGAGGCUAUGGCAAUCCUGAUGGUUCAGGUGGUGAGUAUUGGGGACCUGAACAAGGUCAUAAUGCUACGGUUGCAUGGUUAAAAAUGGGUGGUCGACGUAUCGAUACUUCUGAUAAUUAUAUUUCACGUGAUGGUAUCGGUACGGGUUGGGUAGCUAGUGGUGUAUCCCGUGCUGAAAUAUUCAUUACAUCGAAAGUCGAUCCUUCUGGUUAUAAUCAAACACUGGAAGCGUUCUCUGGUAUUCUCAAAUCUUUACAGACUGAUUAUGUUGAUCUUCUUUUGGUACAUUGGCCUGGUCAAACAGCAAGUCAGUCCAAUGAAACAGUUCCUUCUUGCAAGCAAGGACAAACAACAUGGUUCGAGUGUCGUAUUCAAACAUGGCAAGCAUUAGAAACUAUAUUUCAACAAGAACGGGUUCGUGCUAUAGGUGUCAGCAACUAUGAAGCCAAUCAUUUACUAGAAAUUUUUAACUUAAACUCAACUAUUCCUAGUGUCAAUCAAGUUGAAUUUCAUCCUUAUUGGCAUGAAGAUGAACUAGUUGACUUCUGUCAAAAGCAUAAUAUUACAUUUAAUAGCUAUUCACCAGUGGGUUGUCCCGAUCAUGCUAUAACACUUGGUCCCACGUGGAAUCCCAUACCUGACCUACGCACUCAUCCUGAAGUUAUGGCAAUUGCAGAAAAAUAUCAUAAGACAUCUGCUCAAGUCGUUCUUCGUUGGCAUUGGCAGCAAGGCAUCAUAGUCAAUCCGCGUACUCGUGAUCCUAUUCACAUGAUGGAAAACUUAUCCAUAUUUGAUUUUCAACUCGACCAUCAAGAUAUGAUGACUCUUGCUUAUUUGAAUCAUCCGAUGAGCAAAGUCUGUGACGAUCCAAGACUAAUUCUAUAA